Agrilus planipennis (emerald ash borer) is the source of this 2541-nucleotide messenger RNA. It is a transcript of the gene ari-2, whose product is annotated as potential E3 ubiquitin-protein ligase ariadne-2. NCBI's taxonomy places the organism in Eukaryota, Metazoa, Arthropoda, Insecta, Coleoptera, Buprestidae. The coding region runs from base 197 to 1639 and encodes 480 amino acids. The record is from RefSeq and is a predicted model, not a curated record. Gene Ontology annotation, biological process: ubiquitin-dependent protein catabolic process; protein polyubiquitination; positive regulation of proteasomal ubiquitin-dependent protein catabolic process. The transcript has 6 exons. Gene Ontology annotation, molecular function: ubiquitin conjugating enzyme binding; zinc ion binding; ubiquitin protein ligase activity. Gene Ontology annotation, cellular component: cytoplasm; ubiquitin ligase complex.
AACAUGACCCCAUUAAGUAUUUCCACGGUUAGUGAUCAUUUAAACACGAAAAAAUAUUGGUUAUGUCGCCGUCAUCAUGACAGUGACAGUUUUAAUUAUACAUGUGAUGUUUAUUAUUUGUGAAGUAAUUAGUACGUUGUGUGUAUAAGUUAAUGAUAUCUAAGAGAUUGCUAACUUAUCAAUUACUUGUGCAAUAAUGAACACUGAAGGGGAUGUAGAUUCAGAUAUGGAAUGCUCUGACAACGAAUGCUUUGGUGACGACUCUGAUUACUAUAACACCGAUGAUAUUGAUAUUGAACAAGUGGAUCCAAGCAAAAACGAUCCAGAAUAUUUUGAAUUUGAGUGCUUAACAGAAGAGCAAGUAGAGAGACUGUUAAACGAAUCUGUUGAACUUUUGAGUAAUAACCUUCAGAUACUGCCUUCUCUUGCAAAGGUGUUGUUGCAUUAUCACAAUUGGAAUGUAUCAGAAAUAAUAGGGAAAUAUAGGGAGAAUGCAUCUCAGCUACUUAUCAACUCUCGAGUAAAACCAUCAUCAGCACCAGCUUCCAAUAACUGCUCGCGAUACCUUACGUGCCCUGUGUGUGUCUUAACUCAUUCAAGUGAUAAAUUUCUUAGUUUAAAUUGUGGUCAUUUAUUUUGUAAAGGCUGUUGGACUAUUCAUUUUGAAGUUCAAAUAAAUCAGGGGAUAUCCACAGGAAUUAGUUGCAUGGCUAGAGAAUGUGAAGUGUUAGUACCAGAGGACUUUGUAUUAAAACUUGUUCUGCAACCAAAUAUCAAGGAAAAAUAUUUACAGUACAUAUUUCAAGAUUAUGUUAAGUCUCAUCCACAGUUAAGAUUUUGUCCAGGACCAAACUGUCAGGUUGUCAUUAAAAGUCAAGAUACAAAGGCAAAAAGAGCUACUUGUUCAAAAUGCAAAUCAAUUUUUUGUUUUAAAUGUGGUAUAGAUUAUCAUGCACCUACAGAUUGUCAUACAAUUCAAAAGUGGUUAACAAAGUGUGCAGAUGAUAGUGAAACAGCUAAUUACAUUAGUGCUCAUACCAAAGACUGCCCCAAAUGUCACAUAUGCAUUGAGAAAAAUGGGGGUUGCAAUCAUAUGCAGUGCUAUAAUUGCAAGUACGACUUCUGCUGGAUGUGUUUAGGUGAUUGGAAGGCACAUGGAUCAGAAUACUAUGAAUGUUCACGCUACAAAGAAAAUCCUAAUAUAGCUCAUGAGUCUGUCCAUGCUCAGGCACGGGAAGCCUUAAAGAAGUAUCUUCACUAUUAUGAAAGAUGGGAGAAUCAUCUAAAGUCGUUGAAGUUAGAAAAGGAAACUUUUGACAAAUUGAAAACUCGCAUAAACCAAAAGGUGAUGUCUGGAAGGGGCACAUGGAUAGAUUGGCAAUAUCUUUUCACAGCAGCGUCUUUGCUGGCUAAGUGUAGAUAUACUUUACAAUACACCUACCCAUACGCUUAUUAUAUGGAUACAGGGCCACGAAAAGAACUUUUUGAAUAUCAACAAGCUCAAUUAGAAGCCGAAAUAGAAAAUUUAUCGUGGAAAAUAGAACGCGCCGAAACGACCGAUAGAGGAGACCUAGAAAAUCAAAUGGAUAUAGCGGAAAAAAGGAGGACUACCCUUUUAAAAGAUUUUUUAGAUGUGUGAUACAAUAUGAUAUUAAUUUUUUUCUUGUUGGGCCAAACAAUUUAUUACUGAUUCGUCGUCUUCAAUCAGUCGUAUAAUUGAAUUUAUACAUGAAUUAUUGUGACUGUUCAAGUCGUUCAAUUUUUUGUCUGUAAGUAAGGUAAUUGUACUAACGAUAAAUGGUAGAGCUUUGAUUCAGAAGAGAAGGAACUUAAUUGUAGAUAUUUUAGUGGUUAAAACGUAUCAAUGUUUUUAAAGAUUCUGUCUAAAAUAAUGAUUUUCAGAAUAAUGCAAUUGAAAUCUGGAAACAUUUCAUAUGUAAUUUUACUGAAUGCUUUUUUAUUUAAUUUAAUACCAAAGAUGAAGAUGGAAAAUUAGCAUAAUAUGUGUUGAUAGCUUUCAAUUAGUUAAUUAAAAUUAAUGAAUGCUGCAGAUCUUAUUCAAUUUUAUAUAAUUUGUCAGAAAAAAAUAUUUUAAUUAUUGUAGUAUAUGACUUGAUUGUGGCAAUCAUACAAAUUACACUUUGUACCUUAUAUUAUCUCAAAAAUGUCAUUAUGUUGGUAAUUUUAAUUAAUUUUAUUAGGUCAUUUAUACUGCAUUUAUUCUUAUGUGUAUUGCAAGUUGCAGUUUAAAUUCCUACAUUUUAUUUUAUCAAAAUUUUGUAUAAUGCGAAUAAUAAGUACAUUUAAUUUUUUUUACACCUGUUGUAUACUGUUUAAGUAGAAACAAUUAAUUAAUAAUUUAUAAAUUUGUUUUUAUUUUGCAUACUUUUGUAAACUUCUGUAGUACCGUUUGUCACAAGCAAAAGAAGUAAUUGUAGUUUUUAUUUGUAUGGAGACAAAGAUGGCUAAAAGAAAAACAGUUUUUAAUAUUCAUUCUCUUGAAAAUGUAAAAUAAAUAAAAUUAAACAAAUUUUAAUUUAA